Molecule: messenger RNA, 2366 nt
Organism: Hemiscyllium ocellatum (epaulette shark)
Lineage: Eukaryota; Metazoa; Chordata; Chondrichthyes; Orectolobiformes; Hemiscylliidae
Gene: pros1
Product: protein S
Exons: 15
Coding region: 84-2108 (674 amino acids)
Cellular component (GO): extracellular region
Molecular function (GO): calcium ion binding
Source: RefSeq, a predicted model, not a curated record
CUUUCAGAUCACUGACCCUGGGCCAGGCCGUGGGAUCCCGGACUGUGUGUGGACGCUGCUUGUCCCUGUGUCGGCCUCUCGCCAUGGCUGGGAGGUUGUACCGCGUAGCCUUGCUGUGCCUUACCAUGUCCCAGGCGGUGUCCUUUCUGUCACAACAACGAGCCUCACAGUUCCUCAUCAGACACGGCCGAGCAAAUGUGAUGUUUGAGGAGCACAAGCAAGGCUCCCUUGAGCGGGAAUGCAUUGAAGAAAUUUGCAAUCGAGAGGAAGCUAGGGAAAUAUUUGAGAACAAUCAGGAAACAGAAUACUUUUAUCCCAGGUAUCUAGACUGUCUCAGCCGCUACCAGGUUGGCGUUCCGAGCCGGUACCACAGUUUCAAAAGCUAUCCUGGGAAUUUGCGGACCUGUAUUACCGAAAUUCCAGACCAGUGCAGCCCUUCACCGUGUAAUCCUGAAGGCUCCGUUCAAUGUGUGGACAAAGUGGCUGCAUUCACCUGCGUCUGUAAAGAAGGUUGGACGGGAGUUACGUGUCAGCAAGAUAUUGAUGAAUGCGAAAGUGGGAUAUUGGAGGAGAAAGCUUGCAACCAUUCCUGUCACAAUGUGCCUGGGAGCUAUCGCUGUUACUGUGAUGAAGGCUUCUAUAUUGCUUCAAAUAAACGGAACUGCAUUGAUAAGAACGAAUGUUUUACGCACUCAGACAUCUGUGGGAAAGCAGCAUGCAUCAAUCUGCCGGGUACCUUUGAAUGUAAAUGUGCUGCAGGAUACGCCUUCGAUCCCGUCACGAAAGACUGCCACGAUAUCGAUGAAUGUGCAGCGAACCCAUGUGAAUAUGGCUGUGUGAACUUCCCCAGCAGCUACUCCUGUUUCUGUGAUGGGCGAAAAGGAGAGAGAUUAUCCCCUGAUGGUCAGAGUUGUCAGGAAAUCCCCAUAUGCGUCGACUUGCAGACCAGCAGGAAGGCAGACAUUCUGAACAUGGGGGAGCUUUUUGCUGGCAUUCCUGUUGUCUAUGUUCGAUUCAAGAUUUCUGCUAACAGCAGGUUUACAGCAAAAUUUGACCUGAGGACCUAUGACUCGGAAGGUGUUAUAUUCUACGCUGAAACGAAUGGAAACAGUGCCUGGUUCCUGUUCGCUGUUCGGGAUGGAAAGCUGGAAGUUCAGUUCAAGAAUGAGAACAUAGCCAAGGUGACAAUCAGUGGUGGACCAGUAAUCAAUGAUGGAAUCUGGCACACAAUCUCCGUGGAAGAAACUCAGAGCAGUGUGUUAGUGAAGAUCGCCCAGGAGUCUGUGAUCAAAAUCAACAGUCCUAACCGACUCUUUUCCUUGGAUAAUGAAACGACAGAGAUAAAGAUAUCUAUCGCCGGUUUACCCAGACAGGCCGACCGUAUCCUUCCAACUAUGAACCCCCGCUUAGAUGGCUGCAUGCGUAGAUGGACCUGGAUGAAUCAAGGAUCUGCUGGAAUUGAAGAUGUUAUUCGGAAUAUAGAAAGCAAACAGUGCUAUCAGAAUAUAGCGAAAGGCUCCUACUUCCCCGGCAUGGGAUAUGCUAUGCUUCCAUUGAUCUACAAUAUGACAGAAGAUCCUUCUAAAGGUUGGAAAAUUAAGCUGAAUCUCCAUAUGCUACCAUCAAAAGAUACUGGUGUGUUAUUUGCUCUGGUCAGGGGAGAGGACGUCCCUUUGUCACUUGCCUUAACUUACUCCAACUCAAUGCCAAUAGGCAAAAAGCAGGAUCUCCUUCUGACUAUAGGCAACCGGACAGUGUCUCAAGCUGAGGGGUUUAGCUUAUGCGAUGGUGAACGUCACUCGGUGAAUCUCACCAUAACCGCCGAAGACUUCCUGUGGACGGUAGAUGAAGUUACUCACAAAAGCCACUUGAGCAACACUGAGCUGAAAAAGCAAUUGUUCCUUUUGGAUCAAGCCAUGCAGGAAACAGUCAAUACCACACUGGGAGGUUUACCAGCUGUUCCAUUUACAUCCACACCUAUCACAGCCUCCUUUACUGGAUGCCUCGAUGUCCAGAUUAAUGAUGCAAUUAUUGACCUGGAUGAAGCCAGUCACAGGGAUCCCAAUAUCCAGUCCCACUCAUGCCCGUCAGUGAAGAGAGAAGAUUAGAGUCUAUCAGGCACUCUGUCAAUUUAGUAAAUAUUUCUGUGUUCAGACCAUUGUGUGCCACUGUGUGGAGAUUGUUAUAAAAUUCAUAGGCUGUAAGCUGCACAUCAUGAAAACUUUCUGGAAUAAGUGUAGAAUUUAACAAUGUUUGUCCUGUGCUAAAAGAUAACAAUUAAAAGAAAAGUGUAAAUUCUAUCACUCUUUAAAAAUUGUUAUUGUCAAUAUGUGUGUUUAAUUAAACUGAAACUGUAUUGAACUGUG